Messenger RNA from Theobroma umbraticum, 1643 nucleotides. RefSeq names its product putative sugar phosphate/phosphate translocator At5g25400. Lineage: Eukaryota; Viridiplantae; Streptophyta; Magnoliopsida; Malvales; Malvaceae. The record is from RefSeq and is a predicted model, not a curated record.
UUUCACCUACGAAGUCACCACAACACCAACUCCUCCCGCACAAUCAUCUCUGACCCCUUCUUCCCCAUCCCCUCCCCUUCUCCUCCACCACCACCGCCACCACCACGAUCUCCAUAUUUCUCUAUCUGGGUAUCUCCCAAAAACCCUAAGAAACAAUGGGCAAGGGCGGGUCUUUGAGCGACAGCGUCAUCAAGAAGAUCCUUCUCUCUUACACCUAUGUGGCAAUCUGGAUCUUCCUCAGCUUCACCGUUAUCGUCUACAACAAGUACAUCCUCGACAAGAAGAUGUACAAUUGGCCUUUCCCGAUCUCUCUGACCAUGAUCCACAUGUCCUUUUGCGCCACUCUGGCUUUCCUCCUCAUCAAAGUCUUCAAAGUUGUCGAGCCUGUUUCCAUGUCUCGAGAGCUUUAUCUCUCUUCCGUUGUCCCCAUCGGUGCUCUUUACUCUCUCAGUCUCUGGCUUUCCAAUUCGGCUUACAUUUACUUGUCUGUUUCUUUUAUUCAGAUGCUUAAAGCCCUCAUGCCCGUAGCUGUUUAUUCCAUUGGGGUUCUUUUUAAAAAAGAUAGCUUUAAGAGUGAUACAAUGUUCAACAUGUUGUCGAUCUCUUUGGGGGUUGCCAUUGCCGCUUACGGGGAAGCUAGAUUUGAUUCCUGGGGUGUGAUCUUGCAGUUGGGAGCCGUGGCUUUUGAGGCUACCAGGUUGGUUAUGAUCCAAAUCUUGCUUACUUCUAAAGGGAUUACCUUGAAUCCGAUUACUUCUUUGUAUUAUGUUGCGCCAUGCUGUUUGGUUUUCUUGUUGGUGCCAUGGAUUUUUGUUGAGUUCCCAAUUUUGAAAGAGACAUCGAGUUUCCAUUUCGAUUUCGUCAUUUUCGGGACCAAUUCUUUCUGUGCCUUUGCUCUGAAUCUAGCUGUGUUCUUACUUGUUGGAAAGACUUCUGCUUUGACCAUGAAUGUAGCUGGGGUUGUCAAGGAUUGGUUGUUGAUUGCCUUCUCUUGGUCUGUUAUUAAGGAUACCGUGACACCAAUCAACUUGUUUGGAUAUGGACUGGCGUUUUUGGGUGUUGCUUACUAUAAUCAUUCCAAGUUACAGGCUUUGAAGGCGAAAGAAGCGCAGAAGAAGACUGCACAGGCUGAUGAGGAAGCUGGGAGGUUGUUGGAGGAGAGGGAAGGUGAGGGAACUGGCAAGAAGAGUGAAUCCCAGAAUUAGAUCAGAUUGGAGGUUGGUUUUAGGAUGUCAAAUAUGGAAAGAGAGAUUGGAAAUAAGGGCUAAAGGGAAAGAGGUUUGGAUGAUGAUGAAAAGGUUUGGAUUUAAGGGCAAAAGGCAAUGCGGUGAUCAGAUUUCUUUUGCUCUUUGGGCUGCAUUUGGGUUUUGGUAUGUUGUUUUUAGGUCUCUAUUCCAUAUUCUAGUUAUUAUGGCCAUUUCUUAGUAAUAUUAGGGGUUUGGGAUCCAAAUCUGUUUCUUAUUGUGCCAAUCCGUGUAUGUUAGUAGAGGAAGAAGAAUCUCAAAUGCCCUGUAUUUUGUUUGUUGUUUUUUAUUAUAUUAUUUUUCUUCUUCAUUUUGGACGUUGAUUAAUGUUCCUGUAGGUACUCCUUCCAUUGAUGGAGUUUUAAUACUUAUUUAUUCAUAUAUGUUUCUUUCUUCUUA